UCCGUUUGGGGGACAGCGCGCGGCCGCGUGCGCAGUCAGCGGAGUCUCGCCCAAUCCAGCAGCAGAAGCGCAGGACCGUACGUCACAGCAGAGGACAUCAGCAAGUGCGUUCAGUGCUGAAGAGGACACAAGCAUCUGAAGGACUAGGCUAGAAAGGACACAGCUUCACUAGGAUGCGGCCUUCCGUUUGGGAAGCACCCUCUAUUUCUCCCCCAAUAACAACCCCCACAUAUCUCACAACAAGCGGCAAAUAUAACCAUCGAUAGAAGCGGCGGAUCGGUUUACGUAGCUUCAGAGUGGUAUCUGGAUUAUUUUCGCUUUCAGCCUAUGCAGCAAAACGCGUCUGCGCAAGAACAGAAAAUAACAUUUUUUUGAACGACUGAUAUUCCACAAAACAUCCAUUCAUUUUCAGAGGGAUGAAGUUCUUUAUUUUGCACAUAUCGAGUGUUUUACUCGUGCAUGAUGUGUCUGGUGUUGUUACAGACACAGUGUCUGUGAUGGAGGGAGAUUCCGUCACUCUACACAUUAGUGUUAAAAAAACCCAACAAGAGAGAAUUAAAUGGUAUUUUAAUGACACCUGUGUAGCUCAAAUUAAUGGAGAUCCCAGUAAGAUCUGUGCAGAUAAUCAAAGCCAUGAUGAUAAAGAGAGAUUCAGAGACAGAUUGAAGCUGGAUCAUCAGACUGGAUCUCUGACCAUCACAAACAUCAGAACCACAGACUCUGGACUUUAUGAACUGAAGAUCAUCGACAGCAGCAGCGACAGUGAAGAGACCUUCAGUGUUUCUGUCCGUGAUGUUCCUGCUGCUGAACUGGAGGAAGUGAAGAGAAAGUCAGUGAAGGAGGGAGAAUCUGUCACUUUAGAUCCCGGUGUAGUAAAACACCCAAAUGAUGUGAUGAUGUGGUAUUUUAAUGAUACUUGCAUCGCUGAAAUCACUGGAGAUCUCAGUAAGAUCUGCACGGAUGAUCAGUGUGAACACGCUGAUGGACGAUUCAGAAACAGACUGAAGGUGAAUCAUCAGACUGGAUCUCUGACCAUCACAAACACCAGAACCACAGAUGCCGGACUUUAUAAACUGGAGAUAAACAGCAGCAGCAGCAGCAUCAGUCGUCGCCAUAGCAGCAGCAUCAGCAUCAGCAGCUUUAAGAGCUUCAGUGUUGCCGUCAUUGAAUCAGGUCAGUCUGUAGCAGUAAUAUGUGCUGGCGUUGGGGUUCUUCUGCUGGUUUCUGCAGCUGUAAAUCACACCGCUGGUGUGAUUAACUGUCACCAUAAUAAAGCUAAAAAAGCAGGACAGAAUGAGGAUGAUGUUGAAUACUCGUGCACUAAUAAGGCUGAGAUUUCAGUGUUGACUGUUGCCAAUGAAUCGCCCCCUUAUCCGGCUGAGGCUGCCAGAGCGACAUCACCUUUUUUAGCUAUUUAAAUAAAUGAAAGCAUGUCGCCAAAAUCUAUUUUUGAAAGAAGCACAUUGUCAGCAAUAGAACAGUGAAUGCUUAAUGUUUUGUAUUAAUGUGUAUUAAUGAUGUUAAAAGAUUUUCUUUUUUUUUUGUAGCAGUUUAGUACCUCCUUCCUUAUGGCCAAGAAGUGUAUUUUAUUACUCUCACACAGUGUCAUACUGCAAUAUGCAAGCAUGCAAAUUAUGUGCACAAAUAUGCAAAUAAACAAUAUAAAUCAACUCUGCACUACUGAUAAAUCUGCUGGAAAAGGAUCAUGUCAUGGAUUUAGCCUGCAUUCCAUCGGCACCAGGUCCUUCAGCUCCACCCACCAGAAUAUGAACCUGUCACACCCUCAUCCAGCACCCAUCAGAAGCACACAGCACACACUCAACUGUUGUCUGGUCUUGUCAGUCUCUGCAAAAGAAUGUACCUACUUGACUACCUGUGAUUACUUACCUACUUCGUCUUCCUCCAUCCAUCGAUCCUUUAGACUGUUCAUCAUCUGUCUGCUCAUCUAACCAUCCUGCAAAGAAACAAAGGCUCCUCAGUUAAGUGCUACUGCUCAUCGAAAUCCUUAUGUUCAUCACUUGCCUGUUUGAUGAUCCUGCACAAUCUAAUCUAUCUGUGAAUAAAGACCUGUUAACUUCA
This is a messenger RNA of Megalobrama amblycephala (Wuchang bream), 2079 nucleotides long. RefSeq lists its product as uncharacterized. The transcript has 5 exons. NCBI's taxonomy places the organism in Eukaryota, Metazoa, Chordata, Actinopteri, Cypriniformes, Xenocyprididae. Bases 417 to 1418 code for a protein of 333 amino acids. The record is from RefSeq and is a predicted model, not a curated record.